UGCCUAGCUAUUCGCAGAAAUCACUGUUUCACUAUAAUUAUUGACUUCGACGGACUUAAGUAUUUCUGAAUAUUACAAGACACAUAAUUCGCCUCGCCAGAACAUCCCCAACCAACUUGAAGGUCGUCGGCGUUGCUCGCUGUGGAAGAAGAAGGCGCAGUUGAACACCUGAUUGAACGUCAACCGCAUUGUCAACAAAUUGUAAAUUGUGGGUUUCGGGACAGAAUAGUUUCCUAGUUUUGGAGCGAAUGAAUCAGCGACAUGAAGAGAUUUCUAAAGCCAAGUAGUACGGCUGCCCCCAGCAGUAAGAAAAGGUGCAUUCUCAAAAGUCUAUCUGAUGAGUUACAAGAUAUUGAACUAGACAGUGAAGAAAAGUUCACUAUCGGAAGAUCGGAAAAGACUGGAAUUAGUGAUAUAUUUUGUUCGAAGGAGCAGGUUCUGGUGAAGCCUGAUUUUAAUAAGGAAGCGUUAAGUAUAAACAUUAAGGGGCUGAAUCCUAGCGGUUUGAAUGGUUUCAUGCUUGAACAAGGGAAAGGUUACGAGGCAUACAAAGAUGAUAUCAUAGAAAUCGUUUAUGGGCGAUAUCCCUAUAAAGUUCAAUUUGUAGGCGAGAAACCAGUAGACCAUAAACAGAAUUCUGAGCAGAAUAUGGCAACAAACAGUAAUACCGCACACGCCAGGAAUGAAAUUAUGAAACAAUCAGGGGGAAGCGAAUUCGAGUCUAUUGAAACGGGGAAAUUACUUGUUUAUACAAGUGAUGGGGUGAAAAGUUCCAACAAGAUUGCAUCCUUUGAUAUGGAUGGCACGCUUAUAAAAACAAAAUCCGGAAGGGUAUUUCCGAAGACUAUUGACGAUUGGCAAAUAGCUUACUCAGAAGUGCCAGGCGUGCUGAAAUCACUGCAUGAAGAUGGCUAUAAAAUUGUGAUAUUCACCAAUCAAGGUGGAAUUUCUAAAGGACGAAUGACAACUAAGGAGUUCAAGUUUAAAAUCAUGUCAAUUACCGAAAAACUGAAUGUACCAGUUCAGGCAUUCAUUGCAACUUCUGACAGUGUUUAUCGGAAACCAAAACUUGGGAUGUGGAAUUAUUUGGAACAACACAAAAACGAUGGGAUCAAAAUUGACCGGGAAAAAAGUGUUUAUGUAGGCGAUGCAGCCGGACGCCUGGAACAGACUUCACCUGUGAAAGUUAAAAAAGAUCAUUCUUGUGCUGAUCGAUUGUAUGCGAUAAACAUAGGAAUACCAUUUUUCACUCCGGAGGAGUACUUUUUGAAAAGAAAGCCCACGCCUUGGUGCCUACCUGAAUUCAACCCAAGGGAAAACACCCAAAUGGAUUUAUUGGACCCGAAACAUUCUAAACUAUCUUCAGGAACUCUCGAAAUAAUAAUAAUGGUUGGAUUACCGGGUUCUGGCAAAAGUUUCUUUGCUCGUCAGUAUCUUCAACCCCUAGGCUAUGAAGUUGUAAACAGAGAUACUCUAGGUAAUGCUCAGGCCUGUAUUAGUUUAUGUGAAAAAAAUAUUUCCAUUCAAAAAUCUGUGGUCAUUGAUAACACAAACGUCGAUAUUGAAACGCGGAGCCGUUUCAUAAGUAUUGCAAAAUCCAAAAACAUAACUUGUCGAUGUUUUGUUAUGAACGCAUCCUCGUCCCAAAUGAAGCACAACAUUAUUUUUCGGGAGCUAACCGACAAGUCGCACAUAAAAAUCUCGAGCAUGGUAUUCAACUCUCUAAAGAAGAAGUUUGUACAACCGAGUCUUUCAGAAGGGUUCUCUGAAAUCGUGAAAGUUAAUAUCAUUCCAAAGUUCCGAAGUGUAGAGGAAGAACAGUUAUAUAGAAUGUAUUUAGUCGAAGAUUAAAGUAAGUUUCUUUGUUUGUCAAUUAUUUUGGUAGAAAGUUUCCAUGCAAAUAAAUGAUGAGAAAGGA
Messenger RNA from Hermetia illucens (black soldier fly), 1918 nucleotides. RefSeq lists its product as uncharacterized. Gene Ontology annotation, biological process: DNA repair. The record is from RefSeq and is a predicted model, not a curated record. The transcript is spliced from 11 exons. The coding region runs from base 262 to 1851 and encodes 529 amino acids. Lineage: Eukaryota; Metazoa; Arthropoda; Insecta; Diptera; Stratiomyidae. Gene Ontology annotation, molecular function: ATP-dependent polydeoxyribonucleotide 5'-hydroxyl-kinase activity; polynucleotide 3'-phosphatase activity; protein binding.